AAUGGACUCUGUUCCAGAAGAGAGAGGUCACCCCACUCUGAAUUACUUUAAAGACACUGACGACGGCACUGCCUACUGCUUCUUAAUGAGCUGUGGGGCUAACAGAGAGAAGCAAUUCGAUGAUGUCUGGCUUAUUACCGUCCAGAAAGACGACUUCUCGACCCACUUUAAGAGGAUUGAAUAUGAGAAUAUCGACGACAAGUUUACAGCCAGAAAUGGGCAAGCUGCUGUCUAUGAUAAGGAUAAUAAGGAACUCCUCAUCUUGGGAGGGCAGGACUCUGUCAAUAAUGUGCAGUACAACGACCUCUUUGCUCUUGACGCAGAUUAUCAGAUGAAGAAGGUCGAGUUUGACCUCUCAGAAGGUAUGCCUUUCCCAAGAGUAAGAAAUUCUCACACUCUUGUCCGAGAUCACCAGAAUCAGAAAAUAUAUUGCUAUGGUGGAGCCAAUGCAAGCGAGGGUCCUCUUAACGAUCUGUAUGAAUUCGAUCAAAAAGAGAACGAAUGGGUUCAAUUACUAACAAGUGGAAAAGAAUCUGUUGAGGAUGUUCCCCCUCCACUGGAAAUGCACACAUCUCAUUUAUACUACGAUGAAGAAUCUAAUCCCCAGUUACUGAUUUUUGGAGGAAGGAGCAACGAGACGCUGUCUUCAAGCAUUUAUCGUUUGGACUUGGAGGAGCUCCAAUGGUCUAAAAUCAGUGAGAUGCCAUCCAUCAUGUGCUCUCAUGCCAGUGCUCUCAUCAAGAACAGAUACGUAAUCGUGUAUGGAGGUUUUAGCGGGACCUCAAUUUUUGAUAGCAUCAGAAGAUAUGACAUAGAAACUAACAAAUGGCUCACUUUCAUCAAAUCAGACGCAGAUCCAACUUGUGAGUUCUUCACAGAUGGCAGAAUAGCCACUGCCGUGGCGAAUGCCAAUGAAGAAGUGGUCCUACUGUUCGGUGGAUCAAGCGCUUUGAAGGAUUAUAAUGACACAUUUGUGAUUCCAGUAGAGAAACUGAUAGAUGAUGCCAAUUUUAGUGAAAUCACCCAGGUCAUCUAAAAUUAAUUCUAUAAAUUCAUAGAAA
Molecule: messenger RNA, 1061 nt
Organism: Moneuplotes crassus
Lineage: Eukaryota; Ciliophora; Spirotrichea; Euplotida; Euplotidae
Source: the annotation of a GenBank genome assembly